ACUCCAUUGUCUAAUGUCAUUAAUUCAGUGUCACUUUGACCAGUUUGUUUACAACCAUGAUUGGAACAACAUGUUAACAAAUCAGUAAAAAUGUUUAAAUAUUUGUGUCUGCUAUUCGUGUGUGUUGAGUGUGUGUUUCACAUUAAAUCUGGUGUGACCUUCAAACCUUACCGGUAUGAUACUAAGAAGCCUGCUGAUUUUUUUGGAUACAGUGUUGUUUUGAAUAAAUCUGAAAUUUUUAUUGGUGCACCCAAAGCGAACAGUAUUUCUAAUCCCACAAAUACCACUGGUCUAGUGUAUAAGUGUAAAUUGCAGCUAAAUGUGAAAAAUGUUAUGUGUAAGUCUUUUGGACUAGCCAACGAGGACUCAGACCUCAUUUUCCGAAGAUUCAUGGUCACCUCCGACUUCUUUAAAAAUGAUAUGUGGUUUGGAUCGACGAUUGCCGUCGUACCUGGUGGAAAGUUUUUGAUGUGUGCACCGAGAUAUGCGACUCCUUACAAAAACACUCACUUGUUAAUGAACGGUGGGUGUUACGUACAAGGGCAGAAAAGAGGCAAUACACUUCUGCCUUUAAAAGAAAUGAACAGGCAAGCCUUUAUGACUGACGGGUCCAGAGAAGAGUUCGGGGAGUACGGCACUCACCUCAAUUUCUACGCAUAUGGUCAGGCAGGCAUGUCCGUCAAAGUAACCGAGAAUAAUACUGUCAUUAUUGGAGCACCCGGACUAUUACAGUGGACAGGAGGAGUUAUCGAGUACAAGUUUUAUCCAGACUCUGUGGAAACCAGUAGUUUAUUUUUCAGUAAACAACCCGUGACAAAUCCAUACUACACAAAGGACCUUGGACCAGAUGAUUAUCUAGGAUACAGUGUGGAAUCUGGAGUUUUCGAAGCGAAUGGGAAAACUUUGUACAUUGCAGGUGCACCUCGAUCUAAAUCUGGAUUUGGACAAGUACUGAUAUUCGAGCCGUCUUUCAAAGAGCUAGAUCCAAUAAAGAUCAAAGCGAAACUCGUUGGGGAUCAGCUUGGCUCGUACUUCGGUGCAACAUUAUGCUGCACCGAUAUCAACGGUGAUGGGGUCAUCGACCUUCUUGUCGGUGCACCAAACUACGUGCAUAAGAACGACACCAUCACAUAUGACCAGGGCGCUGUUUUCGUUUACUUGACUGAACAACGGUUUCAGGAUAGCUUUACAUUAAGAGCUGUCGGGUUUGUCCGUGGUUCGAGCGAAAGUGGGGCACAUUUUGGCCUUACAAUUGCUGACCUUGGAGACGUAGAUGGAGAUGGUUAUUCAGACGUCGCCAUUGGCGCUCCAUGGGAAGACAAUGGGUCUGGUGCUGUAUACAUUUAUAGAGGAAGUGAAACUGGCUUAAAUAAUAAAUAUAUACAGAGAAUCCAGGUUGCAGGUGCAAAAACGUUUGGCGGCUCGAUUUCUAAGGGUGUAGAUGUUGAUAAUAAUAAUUGUAACGAUUUAGCGGUAGGUGCUUUUAAAUCCGAUACGGCAUAUGUGUUCAGAUGUAUACCAACCGUGCACGUUGAAGUUAGCAUCCGGGUGCCAGACGCGAUGAAUCUUCAGCCAAAUGCGACUAACUUCACGGCGCAGUUUUGCAUUAAAACCACUGAAAAGAUCAUGUGGCCCCAUGUCAAAUUAGAUCUGAAAGCAACGGUGGAAGUAGACAGUGAAGGAAACCGCGCUAUGCUUGAUGGUGAUCCUGUGUAUAGCGUGUCCAUUAAGCCUGGAAACGAAAUGUGUGAAGAGCAAAUCGUCAAAGUCCAUCCGACGGCCGAUCUAUCAAAUCCCAUUUCAAUGAAAUUCAAUUUGGCGCCUAGCGAAACCUUUCAAGACAGUAAAAGCUUUCCCUCACACGCUGCCCGGCUGUCAGACGAUUCGAUAUUAAGCACUUCAUUUGAUAUCCAAUUAACUAGGGACUGUGGAGACGACCUCAUUUGUAGGCCUUUGCUACAUAUGACUCUAGAAUCAUUGGAUAGUCCUUACAUACCGGGUACAAACCAUCGCUUAGGCUUAAAAAUCAACAUCAUGAACAAGGAAGAAGCCUCUUACGGUGCAUUAAUACACUUAACCGUUCCAUCGUCACCAAAACGGCUGCCAAGCGUUUGUUCUCUCGUAAAUUAUAAUGUUACGUGUAAAUUGCCCUCCCCCUUUUAUAGGGGGGAGUCGGUUGAAUGGGAAAUAGAAGUGGAAUACACUCAAACAGAAGAUAAUAAUAAGGAAAUACCAAUAGAAGUUGAGUUGCACGUACCCUUUUACCGAGGCACCGACAUGGAAAAAGUUGUGAAGCAACUAACUAUAUUUGUAACUCCAAAAGCAAGUUUUUCUAUCAGCGGGAAGCCAUUGCCAAAUGCGACGAUCUCUGUAUCAAGGGAUAAGUUUAAUGACCGUGACAGAAUUCACUUCGUUCACAAUUUUGAGGUUAUAAAUUUGGGCCCAUCUGAUUGUUUCAAUUUGUCUACGCAGCUUCUCAUACCGGACAAGGUGAACAUAUCCAAUAAGAUAAAAGGAUGCUCUGAGGGGCCCGUGAUCGAGUGCUCGUGGUCCAUUCCCGCCAAAGUUUCCCUACCCAUCCUUGUACCUUUGUACAUUGACUUGGACAGAUUUGGUGUAUUUUUAGAAGAAAAUCCUAUUUACAAUAUUACGACAAGUCUGAUCCUAGUGGAUGAAAUAAAUAGAAUGUUAAAUAUAACCACAACUCUAUCAUUGGAGCCCGCACAGCCCAUUUGGCCCGUGAUAGUAGGUUGUAUAGCAGGGAUACUCCUGCUAGCUGUUAUAGUAUUCGUUAUGUAUAAGUAUGGAUUCUUCUCCCGCCAACGUCGCGAAGACUUGAAACGACUUCAAGAGCAAUGUCAAUCAGAACCAAGCACUUCCCUGUGCGAUGUCAACUUCGCUGCAGAAGAAUCCAGCACGGAGCUAUUGUCAGACUCUGAAUAGCAACAUUAAAGCCAUAGAUUAAAAUAAGUAUUGAACAACCAAAGAUUUAGAACUUUAACUCAUAAAAAUUAGAACUAUUGUCGCCAUGUUUAAUAUUUUGACAAUUGUAAAUAGUCAUAUUAAUCCUUGAUAAUUAUUAUUCAAGAAGUUGUAAACUAAUAAAUAUGCGAGAAGAUUAAAUAUCGCGUUAUCCCAUAUAGUCACGUCAAUAUAUUCAAAUUAUUUAUAGCUUUUAUAUCAUCUUCAUUUCGUUUCAAGUUUCUAUUUUUUGUGUAAUAAUUCGUCACUUUCUACUCUAAGCGAUGCUGACAUAUAUACUUUAUAUCUAGGAAGCAAUACAACACUGAUACCCAACGUGGUCCCAGAUUUCAUUGCAGUGUUUUGAUAACAUUUUCCUACUAACCUCUUCCUCAAACCUAUAAUUUAAGUUUCUUAGGUGAUUUUUUCUAUAUUAAAAACUAUGUAUUUUACAUAAGAAUUUUAGUGGUCUAGAAUAAAUAAUUAUCUCGAUUUAAGAUUUUAUAAGACUGCAUGAUAGUUAGCUGUAAGUAAAUCGAUUUUUACGUCUGUUUGAUUGUUUAUUUGUCAUAUCGGCUAUGCCGACCAUUUAGGCUCAGCCAUAUAUGCUUUAUCCAGGUUUACGAAUAUCUAUUGGCCAUGGCAGCAUUUAUAAAUGUUGGAUGAGUUAUGGUUAUGGUAGUUUAUAUAUAUAGUUUAUAAAAUAGACAUAGACAACCCACUUAGGAAUUAUAAGUAUAUUUUAAAUGACUUUAAUAUUUUUUAUCUAGUCCAACUUUUACAGCAUUUAUUAAAAUUACAUUAAUUU
Molecule: messenger RNA, 3769 nt
Organism: Pieris rapae (cabbage white)
Lineage: Eukaryota; Metazoa; Arthropoda; Insecta; Lepidoptera; Pieridae
Product: integrin alpha-PS3
Exons: 22
Coding region: 91-2943 (950 amino acids)
Biological process (GO): integrin-mediated signaling pathway; cell-cell adhesion; cell adhesion mediated by integrin
Cellular component (GO): external side of plasma membrane; integrin complex
Molecular function (GO): integrin binding
Source: RefSeq, a predicted model, not a curated record